This is a messenger RNA of Asparagus officinalis (garden asparagus), 543 nucleotides long. RefSeq lists its product as uncharacterized. Bases 1 to 543 code for a protein of 180 amino acids. The transcript is spliced from 2 exons. NCBI's taxonomy places the organism in Eukaryota, Viridiplantae, Streptophyta, Magnoliopsida, Asparagales, Asparagaceae. The record is from RefSeq and is a predicted model, not a curated record.
AUGGGCAUCGACAAAUCCCGUCUGUUCCCCUAUAGAGGACCCCUCAUCGGAUUCACAGACCACUCUCUUUUGCCUGAAGGGAUGAUUACUCUCCCAUUAACAGUUGGGAAGUACCCUAGGCAAGCCACCGUCCAAGUCCAGUUCCUAGUGAUGGAUAUCAAAUCAGCCCAUAAUAUCAUCUUAGGCCGAACUGCCCUCCAUCUUUUGUGGGCCAUUCCUUCAACUUACUACCAGAUGGUCAAGUUCCUGACCCCUAACAGAUUGGAGAAAGUAGCUGAGCAGCAGAGGACGAUAUCGGUGGAAGAGCUUCAGGAGAUACCCAUUGACCAAGAAGGAUUGAAGACGAUUAAGAUUGGGUCCAGUCUAGUCCAGGCCUUGUUAGGAGUUUUGACCAAGUUCUUGCAGGAAAAUGCUAAUGUGUUUACCUGGGAACCCGAAGACAUGUCGGGGGUUCCCUCCGAAGUGAUUAGCCAUGAGCUGGCUAUCGAUAGGCAUACCAUGCCAGUUCGACAGAAGAAGAUACAUCUCAGCCCAGAGCGCUAG